AUAAAAUAUGACAUGACAGAUCGUUCUGAUUUUAAACCAGACCAAACAAAAUGGUUGCAUACUUUACUCUUGUGAUCCUUGGAAUUUAUAUUGAGUAUUCAAUAGGGACUCCAACUUCGGACGCUGGUGACAUUACUCAACAAAUGGGUAUCUUACAGAGACAGUUUGGUCAUUUGAAUCAGGAUCUCAACGAGGUUAAACACAAACUAGACUCGACGACUAAACAGAACGUUAAAUUGAUGGAGAAGAUAAAUGCUUUAGAAAAGGAUAAUACAAAACUUCAUGUGAAAGUACAUUCGAUAUCAAAGAUAAAUGCAGCACUUUUAAAUAGAGUAAACGCAUUAGAAGAAGAGAACUAUGAUAUCAAAAAGACUAUACAUAACUUUCAAUUUCCAGAUUGGAACUUUGACACUUUAAGUGGGAAAGUCAAAACACCAACCAAAAAGGCCUUUUUGCAACCAGAAAAUGAUACCCUCGUUAACGAACAAUUGUAUAGUAAGAACGAAGAACCUAUAAGGAUGUUCCAAAAGUUAAAGAGUCCCAAGAUGCUGACGAGAAAUAAGCAUUUACAGAAAAGACUCCUUCAGAAUUCGUUUACGACAGCAUCACCAGCAAUCACUAGGGUAGCAUUUAGUGUUGCUUUAACUGGAGGACACGUCUUACUUGGGACGCAUCAGGUCAUUGAAUACAAUAAAGUCUAUACAAAUAUUGGGAACUCUUAUGACGUCAGACAUGGUCAUUUUAUCGUACCUACUACCGGCAUUUAUCUGUUAUCGUUUACCAUUAUGACCGCAACGGAUGUGACAGCAUACAUUGAAAUGGUAAAAAACGGCGUUCUGAUUUCGCAAGUGUAUAGUUCAAAUAAUAGAAAUGACAUGGACACCCAGACAACAGUACAUUCACUGCAGAGGGGCGACAUAGUCUGGAUUAGACAUGCAAAUGGAGGAACUCCUACCUUGAACGGAAGUGGUCCUUACAACACAUUUACUGGUGUAUUUCUUUAUGAUGUAUAAAACAUUAAGGUCCUUGUCUUGUUA
This is a messenger RNA of Mytilus trossulus (common blue mussel), 1037 nucleotides long. RefSeq lists its product as uncharacterized. Gene Ontology annotation, molecular function: protein binding. Bases 51 to 1013 code for a protein of 320 amino acids. The record is from RefSeq and is a predicted model, not a curated record. NCBI's taxonomy places the organism in Eukaryota, Metazoa, Mollusca, Bivalvia, Mytilida, Mytilidae. The transcript is spliced from 3 exons.